This is a messenger RNA of Hydra vulgaris (swiftwater hydra), 15559 nucleotides long. RefSeq lists its product as uncharacterized. The record is from RefSeq and is a predicted model, not a curated record. NCBI's taxonomy places the organism in Eukaryota, Metazoa, Cnidaria, Hydrozoa, Anthoathecata, Hydridae. Gene Ontology annotation, cellular component: extracellular region. Gene Ontology annotation, molecular function: DNA binding.
UAAUUAGUUAUAAGUGAAUUAAAUUAUGAAAUUAGUCAAACAUAUAUUGAAAAGAAACUUUUAAAUGACAAUUUAAACAUUUUUUUUAUGGGUAAAAAUUUAAUUCAAAAAAUUAUCUGACUAUUAUUUAAUGCUGGGUAUGAUUGAGAUAUUUUAAAGAGACUGGUUUGUGACUUGCGUCUCUAAGUAGAUCAACAUGAAAGCAAACAUUUUGGAAAUUUUCCUUCUGUUUUUUUAUCUUGGAGAUGCUCACUUCAAUAAAUGGGAUUUAAAUAAAAAGGAUCAUUUUAUUGUAAGAUCAUCGGGAUCUAAAAAUCAAGAUGUUAAAAAUGUGUUGUUUCAUAAACGCACAUUUAGAAAUCAUGCAAAAAAACAUUCAAUAUCAAUGAAAACUGUUAAAACUUUUUCACAACAAAUUCCAAAAAAUCAAAUAUUUAGUCCUGUAAAUAAUGAAAAUUGGAUUGAUAUUGGAGGUUUAAAGAGAGAUAUGUUAGUGUUUCCAUCACAAACACUGGUUAGUCUGUACCAAAAACCUACCUCAGAAUUUAUAUCUGAUCACAGGAUGCCAUCAGCUGUUUUUUUUGAUGAUCAACUAUUAAAACCAUCUCAAGCUUCUUAUCGCUUUUUAAACUCUGCAAAAUCUACUUUUCCGAGUUACAACUCACAAUAUUCAGCUAAUCAAGAUACAGAUUUAAUUAACACAAUGGAACUUAAUGGUGCCAAUAGACUGCUUUAUGAUGACCCGAUUCCAUCGGAGUACAAAGAUAUGCAGGGGCUUCAAGAUUCUGAAGAGAUGUUAGUGGGAAAAAUUGUUGGAAAUGCUCCAAAGGGAACAAGUUUGACAAAACCUAUCAGUCAACAUUUUUCACCUUUUCAUGCUUCAUCCUUGUCACCUUCUUUAUACAAUGAAAAUAGCAAUAGCAUUCAUAAUUCUUUGAAUAAUGGAUUAUUAGAAAAAAUUCUUGCACCUCAUUUUAAUUCUCAAUUGGGCAUGAAGCUACAAGAAGAAGAAUAUAUAAAACCCUCAAAACAAUUCAAGCAUGGUAUGCAAGAUGCUUUAUUAAAACCCCAAAAAGAAAUUAAUUGUGAUCCAGUCCAAUUAUCAGAAGUGGCAAAUUGUACCAAUUCAAUGGAUCCAUUAUGCAAAGAUGAAGAUUUGAAUUCUUUUCGUUCAAAUGGUUUGCAUCAACAUCAGACUUUUCGUAGAGUUCAUCAAACACCUCCACUUGAGUUAAAUACUAUACUAAACAAUGAGGCACAAAAUUAUUCAGAGGUGUUGGCAAACGCACCAAAACUUUCUUACUCUGACCCCCGUGAUCGUCCUGGGCAAGGUGAAAACAUUGCAGUUCGAUGUUCAGAUGAUGGGUCAAUUUUGUCAGCUAAAGAAGCUGUUAUAUAUUGGUAUAAUAAAGCUUGUAAAGAUGAAAAAGAUCCCUCACACUUUUCUUCAGAAAUAACACAGUUUGCACAACUUGUAUGGAAAAAUACUAACUAUUUAGGGAUGGGAAGGGCAACUAAAAAAAAAGGUGAUCUUUUAUGUACUUAUAUAGUUGCAAGAUAUUCACCCCAGGCAACAAAGGAUGGUUUUACUGAAAAUGUUCCACAAUUUGAUAGUCGAAAAAUUUGCAUUAAUAAGUGUAUUAAAGAUGCUGAUCAUGUUUCAGUUUCUAACAGUGAACUGCCUUCAAUAAGUAAGUUUGAGUUAGAUGACAAGGAAAAGUUUUUAAGUCAUGAAGCCAUAUUCAACAAAAUGAAAGAUAUAACUGAGGAAGAUCGACAACGCUUGCAGACAAGAAGUGAAGAAGGAAUACAUCAAGAAAAGCAAAUGGAUCAUUUGCCUACAGAAACGCAUCAAGAUACUUCAUUUGCUUCUGAAUAUGGAAAAUUAACUCAUGAAAAUGUAAAUAACCAAGAAGUUAAUUUAGAAGUUCAAAAAUCUUCUAAAUCUGCAGAGUAUCCUUUGGUAAUUCAUAGCUCUGCAUCAAAAAGAAAUCCUGUAAAAAUCCCUAAUAAACUCUUUACUGUGAGAUCAAAAGCAGAAGAUGACUUGGAUUUAGAAGAUGAUGAUUUAAAAAAGCCAAGUCACAAUGAGAAUGUCUUGGACUUAAGUUCUCCAAAACGACAUAGACACAAAGGGAUACCAUUUAGUAAUCUUUCACAUAGUUCUCUAAUUAAUGGAGAUGAAACUGAUCUUGCUCAUCCAAAUAAUAUCAACAUUCACCAUCAAAGUCCAUUAAAAGAAAGAGCUCAUGAAAUGGAAAGUGAAAGAGAAGAUCAGGAAAAAGAUGAAUCCGAUGUUGAACAUGACAGGUAUGUUGAAAAAAUGCAACGCCAUUAUGAAAGAAUUCAAUCACAAGCUAAUGAACAAAAAAUUAAAGAUAGAAACCGUGGUGCUGCGUUCAUGGAAAGAUUUUUAAGUCCAGAUACUAAUGGUGGAAGUCCAAGUUUUGAGGCAUCUUCAUCCACAUGGCGAGAACCUAAAAAAAAGAGAAAACGAAGAAAGAAGAAAUAUGAUGAUGAAGAUGAUGACAAUGAUGAAAGUUCUGAGCAAAAAGACAAGGAUGAAAACCAAGAAAAAAACAAAAAAUUUGAAGAUAGUGAAGAUAAAGAAAGUGAAGACAAUGAAAACAAAGAUGUAGAUGCAUCGUCUCGAGUUUUUGGUAAAAAAGUUAAAAAUUUGGUGGACUCAGAGGUUAGCGAAUACGAUGCUUCAGGGAAAUUAAUUGCUAAAAGUGUGGAUUUAGAUAAAAUGAAACCGUCUCAUCUUAAAUUUUCUGAGUUUAAAAGUGGAAAAAAAAACCAACAUAGAGAGGAAGGUACUCUUGUUAACCCACAUGCACCUGAACAAUUAUCCUGGAAUGCUGAUAUUAAUUCCAAGGUUUCUAAUACAGAAAUUGUCAAUUUGAAAAGUGGUAAGCUAGAUAAUUCAAACACUGCUACUAGCACUCAUGAAAAAACAUUAUCUAAACAAGAUAUUAAAGAAAGUUCUGUCAAUCAUUUAAAUAAUCCCCCUAACCCCACUAAAGAUUCAAAUACUCCACUGACUUUAAGUAUCAAUCAUAUUACACAAAAUGAAAAAAGUUUAAAGGAAAACACAAGCAAAGCUUUGUUGAAAGUAGAACCAGCUAUAUCUCCAAAUUUAAAAGAAAAUUUUUUAAAAACUGUUUUAAAAACAGAAAAAUUAUCAACAGAUUUAGUAAAAUCCCAGCCAUCACUUCAUGCAGGAACCUUACCUGGAGGAACCAUUAAUAGUACUUUGUCACUUAAUAACGAUUCAAUCAAAGUUUUACCAAAUUUAGUAGCUUCAUCUCAGCUAAAAACAAGCAAUAAUCUUAACACUGUUAAGAUUACUGAUAGUAAUCUUAACACUGUUCAUCAUGAAAAGUCUGUACAACUUACAAACCUAAAUAACACUGCCAAAGUUGAUCAUUCAAAGUCUAUCAAAAUGAAUGUUAAAAUUUCUGAACAGUUAGAAAAAAUGUCCGGUCAGUCAGAUAAGUUAUCUAGUCAAUCGGAAAAAAUGCCUGGCCAGUCAGAAAAAAUGCCUGGUCAAUCCUCAGAAAAGAUCCAAGCUGAUUACAAUAAGAUUAGUUUGUCAAAAAAACUUGAAAAGUUAGAACCACCAAAAAGAUUACUCCAUAAUGAAUUAAACUUGGAAAGUUUGGAUUCUGAGCCAAAGUUUGAAAAAGGAAGUGAUGCAGAGAUACAAUACAAGAUUAAUAAAAAAGUAAGCAAAGUACAAUCUUUAAAUGACGAUAAAGAAGAUUCAGUAGAUUUUUUUAAUAAAUUAAAAACCGACUUUGUUAAAGUUAAGACUGAAAUGAAGCUGCCGAUGAAAAAGAAGAAAAAUGAAGACUUAAAAACUGUGGCACAAUUUGAAGAUAUUGGUGAAGAAAAUCAUGAAAAUAUUGAAUCAAAUGAUGAGAGUACAUUUCAACAUGAAUCACCAUUAGCAUUGGCAGAAAAAACACUUAACGAAAUCAAUAACACAAUUGUAAAAAAUGAACUUGAGUCUAAAGAUAAAUCAGUUUUAAGAGAACCUACUGUAACACCAGUGGCUUUCAUUCAACCUUCUACAGAAGGCAUUGCUAGUAUUUCACAAGAUGUUCAUAAAUCUUUAAAAAAACCUGAUAUUGCUUUUAAAAUCAAUAAUGCAACUGUAAAGAAUGAACUUGAAUCUAAAGCAUCACCAGUUAUAAGAGAGUCUGCAUUAAUGCCAGUCACUUUUAUUCAACCUGCAUCUAUAACAGAUUCAAAUGUAAGAGAUCCGCAAGUUGUGCAUAAGUCAUCUCCAGAGAAACCUGAUGUGAUGGUGAUUAUUAACAAUACACAAAAUAGAACAUUGCAGCGAUCAUUUUCACACAAAUUACCCCGACAAGAUCCAGAAGAAGAAGAUCUUCCUGUAUUUCAAGAAGUGACAGAUACAAGAAUACCAAAUAAUGAAGAAGCUGAUAUACACGAACUGUCACGUUCAUCUAGAAUGAAACCAACCAGACCAGUUAGGAGGACUGUUCCUGGUUUACGAAUAUCAAACCUUACAAAUAAUGGCCUAGUAGAUUUGAUGUUUCUUGAAAAAGCAUCCCCAAAAACAAGUGAUCCAGCGACACGACAUGUGCUGCAAACAUUUUUUGAUAGUGUAGGUUUGAAGUUAAAUGGAGAAUCCACAUCAUAUAUUCAGCUGAUUCCAACAAAAGAUUUAGAUGAGUUUCGAAAAGAAAUGGUUGAGCAACAUAACAAAUUUAGGAGUAUUCAUUUAGUAAAACCAUUGCACUUGGAUAAAAGUUUAAGCAAAGAUGCUCAAUCAUAUGCUGCAUAUGUAGCAAAACAUAAUUCAGUUGCCCAUUCAGAUCCUAAAGAUCGUCCUGACAUUGGAGAAAGUGUAGCUGAAAUGUGUACAAAAGAGGGAGUGCUUCCCACUGCUGAGCAUAUUGUUUCUAAAUGGUAUUCUGAAAUAUGUAACCCUGGUUUUGACUUUAAAAAUGUGUCUAAACAGCCUGGUACUGGGCAUUUUACACAAAUUAUUUGGAAAGAUACAGAUAAGCUUGGUAUAGGUUUAGCUGUUGCUAACCAUCCUAAUGGAGAUUCCUGCUCCUAUGUUGUUGCAAGAUAUAAAAGCGCUGGAAAUUAUUUGGAUAAAAUAAAAGAAAAUGUUUUAGAAGGAUAUUUUUCACGAGAAAAAUGUAAUGCGCUUGAAUCAAAUGUUUUUAGUAGAAAUAUAUUAGCACGGGCCAGUCAUCUACCCAUACCAGGUGCAGUACGAACAAUGAAAGAUCAUACCCAAAAACAUUCAGUUAAAGGAAAAUAUAACAAGAAAAAAAAAGAAAAAGACCUAGUUGAUCAUUCAACACCUAUUAAAAAUCUAGAAAUCAAUAAACCAAAGCAGUUUUUAAGUAUAAAUCAAGUCCCAGCAAAUACUCCACAAAAACUGACUGUUGCAACCGAUAAGAAAACUGAUGUUGACUUUGAAGUUCGUGAAGAUACUGAUGAAGAACCUCAGUCGAAAAGUAAGAUAUUGAGACACAGUAAAAAUGAAACAGAUCUUGAUAAAAAAUCUCAAAUUUAUUCCAACCAAAGUUUUGCUAGUUACAAAAAAUCACAUAUUCAAAAAGGAUUCAGAGGAAGCAAAGGAUUCAAAGGAAGCGAAGGAUUCAGAGGAAGCGAAGGAUUCAGAGAUGCAUAUCAGUAUAAUUAUAAGAACUUUUGGAAUGAUGAAAAAAGAGAAAAGCGUUCUAAUGAAAAAAAUAUUAGUGUUAAUAUAGCAAAAAAGCAAGAUUUUAUUUAUCCUGAUUUCAGUCAAGGAGGUGAAUUUUCUGCUUCUACUCCAGUUCAUUCAUUCAUUAUUAAUAGUAAAGGAGCUGUUUUUCCGCUUCCGAAUGCUCAGAGUGUUGGACAGUUUGAUGCAAAUAAAAACCUGUUAGCCCCUAAUUUAGAAUAUUCUAAACCAAUCCAAAAUGUACAAAAUAUACUGGCACAACCACCAGUGCAGCAAAAUAACUUAGUUGCAAACUCACUGGGUUCCAUGUCUUCGAUAACUCCUUUAUCUUCUAAUACAAAUUAUUUAGACUUGCUAAGGCAAUCCAAUAAAAAUCUAGAUAACAGUUUUCUUUUGUCUCAGUUAAAUUUGAAUAAUAAAGUGAUUAAUCAUCCAAUUCAAUUAAACAAUAUUAUUCAGUCUGGAAUAGCAAAGCAAACUGAUUUAUUAAAAAAGCCAGAUGAACAACAAGUUUUGACUGCUUUAAAUCAAAACUUACUAAAUAAUAAGGUGAUUGACAGCUCAUCAGAUCUUGUACGUCAAAAACUUGUAUUGCCAAAGUUUGGCAAAAGCUCUGAAGAUAAUUUAGGUGUACCACUUUGUAUGUUACCUGCUAUAGAUGCUAAAGAAGCAUUAGAAUUAUCUAGCAAAAAUUUUAAUAAUCGAACUUUACCUCGAGCCAUAAUGAAACUAUGUAACAAUAGCUUUUUAAAUCGUUUAAAGUUUUUAAACCAGUUUAAAAAUGGAGAAAAUGGUGAUGUUGCAAAAAAAUUUAUUGUUCCAAAGUCAAGAAUUCCUUAUCGCCUGCAAAGUGUUGGGCUAAGCAAAAAAGAUGCAGAAUAUGAAGUAAACAAAUAUUUUCAACAUUCUAAAAAAUCAAAACAAAAAAACUUGAUUGUUCAUAAAAAUCCCCAAAAAAGCACAAAGUUGUUAACCAAAUCAUAUGCUAAAGUUUUAAAAAAACAAGAUAAUAAAACUUUUAAAGAUAAAAACUCUAUUAAGUAUCAAAAACCUGUUGUUAGUUUUGAAGAGAAUAAAAAAUAUAACAACAAAAGUGAUCUAGAAAAUUACUUAGGAAACAUUGUUGUCAAGCUACAUGAUUUAAAUAGUGGCAAGAAUGCUGACACUUAUCAAACAAAAAAAUCAAGUGUUAAAACUGAAUCUCAAUUAGAAACAAAGUCAAGCCGUAAAUUUGCUAUUGAUGCAUCAAUAAAACCUGAGAAUUCAGUUACAGACACUGGACACAAGCGGUUGUUACAAAGUCAAGAAAACAUUGAGGCAAAACAGUUUGAUUCUGCCUAUAGCUCAAUGCCGCAUGAAAUUGGAAUUGAACAAAUGCAUGAAAAUAAUCAUAUUGAAGAAGUCAGUGCUAAUGCUAACUCUGGAUCAUAUACGGCUACUGAGUUAGAAGUAAAUGACAAACAAUUUCCAUCUAAUAAUCAAGAAACAUUAGUUAAUGACCACGACACUGAGUUAUAUGGUUUAAAUUCUGAACAAAACACAGGGUGGAAGGGAGACCAGGGUGUAGAACAAAACGCAGGAUGGAAAGGAGAACAGGGUGGAGAAAAAGAUUUAGAAGAAGCUUUUAAUAAUAACUUUGGUUCCAGCACACAAAAAACUUUACCUGUUGAAAAAUCUGAAACUUCUGUUACUGCCACUGACAGUAUGCAAGAUUUGGAUCAUUCACAAUCACUGUCAAAUAAAGAAGAAGAGAAAAUAAGUAGUGAUAAUAGUGUUCAAGCGUCUACUGAAGAUGAAUCAGCCCUAGCAGCAAAGUUUAAGAUGGCUCCAAAGACUGUUGAUGUACCAAACAUAAAGCCAUUGCAAACUUAUAGCAAAGAAUUGGAAAAAGAGGUACAAAGAAUUCCAACUGAAGAAAUUAAAGAUAGUAAUAUAGAAGCUAAUGUUGUUGCACAUCAUAUUGCUAAUUCUUUUAACUGGGAUGUAUUAAAUACUCCAACACAUAAAAAAAAAGUUAAAAGUCAUGACUUGAAUACCCAUGACGCAAAACAAGAUUCAAAGCAAAAAGGUUUGCAUGUUUAUGAUAGCAAUUUAAUAUUAGACAGAAAUCAACGAAAUGUAAGAAGUGGAAAAAAUAAAAUAGAAAACAGAUCGCUUGAACAAAUUUUUGAUGCUGAUGAAAAAGAAAAUAAAAUUGAAAAUUUAGAGGAGCAAAAAGACGGACUUCAAAAUUACAAAAUCACAAAUGAUUACCAAAAACCAUACAAUAAAGAAAAUAUAAAAAGUUAUUUAGCUUUGCGUCAUUUUAAAGAGUACCAAUUAAAAAAAUUAAAAGAUGUUCAUGAAAAACAGUUACUCAAAGCAAAAUUAAAUAAAAAAAUCGAAGAGAAAGAACUUAAAAAAUUUAGUGAAGAUUUUUUAAAGGAAGCAACAAAGUUAAUGAAAGAAUCUUCUAGCAAAGAAAAGAAAAAAAAAUUGAAACUUAGCAAACUAGACAAUGCCAAAAUGAAAUCUAAAGAAUCUGAUGAUUCAGAAUUAGAUUCUGAUAUUCAACCUAUUGCUAACAGUAGUAAAAACAAACCUGAAAAAAUUGAAAAAGAAUUUGGAAAUUUAGAAGACAAAAUAAAAGUGGUUGAUCCAUCCUUGGCUGAUCAGACGUUUUCGGAUCAUACAUCUCUCUUACCUGAUGAUGAAAUCUUCUUGAGACCUCAAAAUCCAUCUAUUGUUGAGCAAUCUGCUCUGAUGGCAAUAAAUCAACUUCGUGCAAUUCAUCUUGCUCCAAAACUACAUUUAAGUGAAAAACUUUCUCGAGAUGCACAACUGUAUGCUAAUGAGCUAGUUCAAAGACAUGGUGGUGUAUUAAUUAACUCACCUAUCCUUACUCGGCUUGAUCAGGGAGAGAAUUUAGCAAUUGACUGUGACCCUCAUGAUAAAUUAAUGUCUGGUUCUGAAGCAGUUGUGAAAUGGUAUAAAGAGCUUUGUGAAAAAGAAUACAACUUUAAUGAGGAACCUACAGCUGAUCAAGCUCUUGGCACGCUUCAUUUUACCCAAAUGGUUUGGCAGUCUACAAAAAUAUUUGGUAUCGGUAUCGUUACCACCAAAAAAAAUAAAAUGACUUGUACUAUUGUUGUGGCUCGGUUUCAUCCUCCAGGAAACAUUCCAAAAAGGUUUAAGAAAAAUGUUAUUGAAGGACUGUUUGAUGGAAAAAUUUGUGCAUCUAUUAAAAAAAUUAGUGAUGCUAGUGACUCUAUAGUAGACCAUACUGCUCUAUAUUCUUCACAGAUUAAAAGUGAUCAAUACAUCAAACACCCACAUAAGUCUAAGAAUGAGAAAUCUUUAUUUGGGCAACCAAAGUUUGACAUAAAAGAGUUAGGUAAUUUUGUUAAUAAGACAGGUAAUGAUUUCAGUGAAAAUUCUGAUGAAGAAAAUAUAAAAGCCUCUCUAGAAGAAAAUGAUGAAAAAAACGUAAAAUUUGAAAGAGCAAAUGAACAUCCUUUGUAUCAGAAAGUUCUCCAACAAAUGAAUGAAAUAGAACAGCAAAAAAAAGUAGCAAAGUAUUAUUCUGCUCCGGAUAUUGCUAUGGCAACAGAAAACUACAAACCUAAAGUCAUUGCAAAUGAUCAGCAAAUAACUGAAGACAUCAAUAUUCCUCUCUACUCUGAGAGUGCUGCAAAAGAUUUUGUGAGCAUUAGAGGUUUAAUUGGAAAAUCAAAUAGUUCUUUAGAAGCUCUUGAAACUCCACUACACCUGAAAGGAAGUCCACUUGAUGAACUGGAUGAUGAGCCAAAGUUAAAAUUUAUUCGAGCUGAUGAAAAAGGAGGCGACGUAGAGGAUAUGAUGCGUUCCAAUAACAGAGCUUUAAUGAAAGAAGAUUUUAUUCAUAAAAACAUUUCUGGAGAUGCUGAUGUCUCAGAACUACUUUGGAAUAAAGAUGAGGGAGGACAUGAUCAUUCAUUUGUUCGAAGCAAUCACAGAAUGAAUGGUUUCCAUCAAUCAGUGGAUUUACCUUCAGAACAUGAAAUAGGGUAUGUUUCUAAAAUCCAAGAUGAUAAUGACCUGUCAGAGAAUGAAAAACAAACAAAAGUUGUUCAUAAUGAGAUAAAUAGUGAUACUCAAAGUUUAGAAAAUUCUACUCACAAUGAAAUUUCAAAGGAUGAGGAAGAGUCAGCCAUUUUGAACAAAUAUCUUACAAAUAAACUAAAAAUGCACAAUUAUAAAGCAAUUCAAAUAGGAGAACAUUUAAUUCUGCAUACACUUGGAAAUUCAUCAAUUGAAAAUUUGAACAAUAAAAUUUCUUCUAAAGUUAAGGAGGAAAAGAUGAAUUUACCUAAUGAAGACAAAGAAAAGACAAAUUUAUCCAAUGAAGACAAGGAAAAUAUGAGUUUAUCCAAUGAAGAGAAAGAAAAUAUAAGUUUGUCCAAUGUAGAUAAGGAAAAGAUGAGUUUGUCCAAUGAAGACAAAGAAAAGAUGAGUUUGUCAAAUGAAGACAAGGAAAAGAUGAGUUUGUCCAAUGAAGACAAGGAAAAGAUGAGUUUGUCCAAUGAAGACAAGGAACAGAUGAGUUUGUCCAAUGAAGACAAGGAAAAGAUGAGUUUGUCAAAUGAAGAUAAGGAGAAGAUGAUUUUAUCAAAUAAAGUAGAUGAAAAGAUGAGUUUGUCUAAUGAAGAAAAUGAAAAGAUGUCUAACAAAGAAGAAGAAAGUUUGUCUAAUAAAGAAAAGGAAAAGAUUAGACUGUCAAAUAAAAAAAAGAAAAAGUUGUCUAGUAAAUUAACCAAUGGAAAUGACCGCUUUAUGUUAAAUACUGAUCAAGAAAAAGUUGAAAUUAAAAAAUAUGACAAUGAAGAAAAAAAACCUGGUAGCAAAAAACUUAAUGCUUUAAAUGAGCAAAAUGAAGGUGAAAAGAAACCGGAAGAUUUAAUAUACGAAUCUUCUUCAUUAAAGAAUAGUAGAAAAAAGUUAAACCAUCUUGAUCAAUCUCAUUAUGAACAUCCACAAAAUAAAAAAUUGGGUAAUAGCCUUGAAGAUCAAACUACAUUUGAAGAAAAUAAUGAAGGAUCAAAGACUCUUAAUGCAAAUAUUAAAAAUAAAGAACAGGUUCAGACAGUAAAAAAACCACCUAAUCGUAAACCUCCAAAGGGUCUUAAAGGACAUGGAGAAGAAGAACAACCUGAGGAUAAUAAACCAGUUGCUGGAAAUGAGAUGUUAGGUAACAAUGAAAAUAAAAGACCAUCAAAAAGACCUACACAUGGAUCUGAUCCAUACAAGCCUAUCCUUAGUCCAUCCCCUACUCCUCUGGUUAUCCCCAGUCCAAGCCCAAUGUCUAGUUCAUUUGAUGCCAAAUUAGUUCAGACAUUAGGGCCAUGGCCCUCUGUAAGCUUCUCUAGUUUUGGUAGUCCAGUUGUAUUGCAUAUUGGUGCUACAGGAUUUUAUGAAGAUGAUUUAGCAUUUCUACGUAUCGGACUAAGUACUCAUAAUAAACUUAGAAAAAUACAUGGUUCACCACCCAUGGAAAUGGACCAAGAACUUACUGCUAAAGCAUAUCGACAUGCUGUUUCACUCACUAAUCUUGGUUAUUUGAAACAUGAAUCCUUAAAACAAAAUCCUACAUUAGAAUUGUUACCUGGAGUUAUCUCAACAGUGGGAGAGAAUUUAUUUUUAGGCUGUUAUGACGGAGAGUAUGAUAUUUCUGCAGAAGAGGCUGUUGUAAGAUGGUAUGGGGAAGUAUGUUCUCCUGGUCAUUGUUUCAAUAAAACUUCUCAAUGUUCUGGAACUGGGCACUUUUCUCAAGUUGUUUGGGCUUCCAGUGUAAAGCUUGGCAUGGCAAAAGCAACGCGUAUGCAAAAUGGACUUAGAUGCACAUAUAUUGUUGCAAAAUACUUUCCUGAAGGUAAUAAUCACAUGCUUUAUAAUGAAAAUGUUCUUAAAGGAAACUUCAAUGAAAAAGAAACAUGCCAUGACGUAAUAGAGGCUUUAGUUACCUUUGAAACAAGAAAUAUUGAUAAAGCAAAUAUGGUAGCUAAAGAAAAAAAUUUGGCAAGAAUGGAGUUUUUAAAAUCCUUAAAGGAUGCUGAAAAACAAGUGACAGAAAAUCUUAAUAAAGAAUUAGCUACAGGUAAUGUUCAAUUGUAUAAUUCAAGUUGUUGUGGGUUGAUGUUGAAUGAUCUUGAUCAAAUAAAAGAAAAUUUACCUGUAAAUGCAGGUGGAACUGGUACUGAAAUAAACAAUGUUCAACAGAUUUCUCAAGAUCAUUUUGAAGAAUUAAAAAAUUCAAAUCCAGCACCUAUCCUAAAUUCGAAGUUUGCUUUAAAAACCCAAAAAGCUAUUAGAAAUGACGGUUUGCAAGAUAGCAGACAAGAAUUAAUCAGAGAUCAAAGGUAUAUGAAUUCUACAUUUAUCACUUCAUCAAAGAACAAAAACUCUGUUAGUGAGAUGAAUCCUAUUAGAGAAGCAAAAGUUUCUGAUGAAAAUGAAAUUUUAAAUGUAAAAGAUCCUAAUCUUGAACUAAAUUCUCAACACUCUAAUGACGAGAUGGAAGCAAAUGGUGUUACCAAAAGUGAUAGCGGAUUAGAUAAAGAGGCUGUUUCUAGUUUCACACCUUCAGAGAUAAAUGAUCUUGACAUAACAACUGCUAGAAACAAAUUGCAUACUAAGAAACAGGCAGAAGUAUCUUUGGACCAAGAUGUUAACCUAAUACAGCAAUCAGAAAAUAAAAGUAAACCUAUUAAAAAAAAAGAAAAUGAGUCCAACUUGGAAAAGUUGAUGCAUAAUCAAAAAAAGAAUAAAAAACUAUCUUUAGGAAAUACUAGAGUUGAUGGGGUUUCAAAUAAUGACUUUGAUGAUGAAGAAAAAAUAAGACCUCAACAACAAAGUAAACAUGAUCCUUUAGAGUCGACAAUUUUUCCAACUCUUCGAAAAACCCAAAAAAGUGUUUCCAAAAAAAAACCUGUCAUUGUUGCUAACAGAGAAGAUUCGAUUGAUGCAGAAUCUGGAGAUAGUGAUGAAAACAUAAGUCAAAAAAAAGAAUCUCAUAUUAAAAAAAUUUCAGGACAAAAAUUGCCUACCGUAAACAUAAAUGUUCCCGGAGGUCCUAAUGACCCUACGGCAAAAUUAGAAGAUAUGGCUGCUGCAAGUCACUCUGCAGAGACAGAAUAUAAACCAAAUUCAAUUUCGAAACCAGUAUUAGAUGAAAAAUUUAAUAAUCACAAUAAAACAGUUAAAGUUGUAUUAAGCUACAAAGAUCGACUUCAGAAUUUAUUGAAAAUGAAAAAUUUUAAAAAUAAUUCUUUAAACUUGUUAACUCAAGAUUUGAGUAAAGACAUACAUCAUGUGUUUGAAACCUCUACUAAUGUUGCCAUGCCAACUAAUGUUGCCAGUGGGCUGAUUUUGAAUAAAUUGAAAAAUCCAAUUAUUGAUAGUUUAGUUCCAAAUGAAAUCAAUCCGGAAGAUUCUAUUCAGAAACCUUCUUCUGUGUACCAACAUUUUAAUAGUGAAAGUCAUACCUUGACAAAUAAAUUAAAAUGGAAUGAUGAAGAAAAUAAGCAGACACCUUAUUUGACAGAUAAUAUAAACAUUACAGAUAUUCAUCAAUAUGAUGAUGACAGGUUUAUAUCUGAUUCCGAUGAUCUUUCAUCAUCACCAACUAUAUCAGUAAAAGUGGAGUGUAAAAUAAGCUCUGAGAAUCCAGAUCAAGCUGCACCUUAUUUAUUGUCAACAAAAUGCGGAAGUGAAAAUGAAAAAGCGUUUCAUGGCCCAAUGACUGGUGAUGUUUCAUUGUUUCAGUUAUCAGCAUUGAAUGCGCACAAUGCUUAUCGACAUGCACACAAUGCACCUUCAUUAGUUUUAAAUGCACAAAUGUCAAAAGAGGCAACUGAGUAUGCGAAGAAAAUUGCUGAAGCUGCCUCAUUAAGUCAUUCUAAUACUGAAGAUGGUGAAAAUAUUGCUACUGUUUGUCGUAGUAAAGAUGAGCUAAUGACAGGACAGGAAGCUUCAACAAUAUGGUAUAGAGAAGUAUGUGACCCUGGCUAUGAUUUUUCUGCUGCUGUACCUGGGAAAGCUGGUCAUUUUACCCAAGUUGUAUGGAAAACCUCAAGACAAUUUGGUAUAGGGCGUGCUUCUAAGUUUCACAAUGGACUGUUAUGUACAUAUGUUGUAGCCAGAUAUCGCCCUGCAGGGAAUUUUAUUGGUGAAUUUGCUGCUAAUGUCUUGCAAGGUCAUUUUCGAUCACCUCGUGAAUGUUUGAAUUUAGCUAGAAAAAGGUCUGGUAUUCGAUUUCCCAGAUCAUUUAAGGAGGAAAAAAGAAACAUUAGUAAAGAUAAUUAUUAUUACAAAAAAAAUUUGUAUGCAAGUAACACAAAGAAUGAAAGUAUUUAUGAUAAAGGAAGAAAAUUUAGUGGUAAAAAACUGGUUUCAGGCUAUUUUGGCAUUUUUCUACCAACUAAUGUUUCAUCAAAUGAGGUGUCAAAAGAAUUAGAGAGCAAGUCAACAGAAAAUCAACUUGAGAUUAGUUUGAAUACUCCUUUAGCUGGUGAUUUCUUAUUAGACAAUCAAGUUUCAGAGUUUGAAUUAACAAGCUUAAAGCUUCACAACUUGUUUCGAAGUGUUCACCUAUCACCACCCCUCAGUCUUGAUAAUAAUCUCACAUUUGAAGCAAAAAAGAGAGCUGAUUUCAUUGCAGGAAAAGACAUAUAUCUAAAGAGUAAAAUUCUGUCUUUGGAAAAUGAAAAUGUUGCAGAAACAUGUAAAGAUUCAAGAGAGUUACUUACAGGGACUGAUGCAGUUACUUCUUGGUAUAAUACUGUUUGCUCUCCAUCUUAUAUUUUUGGUGUUGAUUGGGUGCAAGAAAAAUCUGCCCCUUUCACUCAGUUGGUAUGGAAGGAAUCAACUCUCUUGGGUAUUGCUCGAACUAAUUUUUAUAAAAAUAAAAAAAGGUGCAGUGUGGUUGUUGCAAAGUAUUCAAAACGAAAAAAUAAAACUGCAUUUAAAUCAAAUGUGUUUCAAGGUGAUUUUGACAAAAAGUCUUACUGUAAUGGAUUGGGAGCUGUUUACCCAGAGGUUGUGCAACAAAACAAUGCUAUAGUUGAAACAGUUCUUCCUAAACGUUUAGUACCACUUGAUACACAAGACUUUAGACAAGAAGCUUUAAGCUUGCACAACAAAUUUCGAAUGAUUCAUGGUUCACCUGCGAUAAAACUUGAUGAAGAUUUAUGCAUAGAAGCAGAAAUGUAUGCUUCAAUACUUGCCACGGAAGGAGUCUUGAAGCAUAGCAAUACCAAAUACGGUGAAAAUUAUGCUAAAAGUUGUUCAAAAAAUGAAACAUUGACUGGAGAUGAAACCGUUAGAACUUGGUACAAUGAAGUUUGUAAUCCUGGAUAUAUUUUUGCUCACGAACCGCCUAAAGCUGGUACCGAAUCCUUUGCACAGAUGAUUUGGAAGGAAACUUCUAAAAUGGGAAUUGGGAGAGCAAAUUCCGAAGAGAAUGGCAUGUAUUGUACCUACGUAGUAAGUAGGUACAAUAAACGAGUUAUGCCUAAUCAGCACAAUAAAAAUGUGUUAAAAGGAAAAUUUGAUUUUGGUUAUUGUGAAUCUUUGGGAAAACCAUCCCAUAAAACGAAUAUUCGUGAUAAACCUGACGGGUUAAGACGCACAAUAAACCAAAACAUUAUGCCCAGUCGGCGAUAUUUCAAGCAUUAUCAGCGACGAUUCAGAGGUAUAAAAUAUUCUGACGGAAAUAAUUUUUUAACCCUAAACAAAAGAGGGCACAAAAGUUUUGAACGACGUUAAUUUGGAGUUGUUACUAAAUUGAAUGUUUUGGAAUUUUUUAACAUGAUUAAAUAAUUUUUUCUGUUA